AUGCAAGAUUUAGAAAAGAAAAAAGAAGAAGUUGAGGCGAAAGAAAAGCAAAUGCAGCUUAGAAGAAAUGCUUUAAAAAGAGAACAAAUUGAAAAAUUACGAGAAGAUCCUGUGCAAUGUGCAAUCUAUCUUGCUGAAAAAAGAGAAAGAUAUCAAAGAAAAAGAAAAGAGGGGAGGGUGUUGCUUAUUCAGAAUUUAACAAAGGAAGAACAGGAAGCGCGAAGAAAGCAGAAUAAAGAAGCUGCUAAGAGAUAUCGUGCAAAAAAGAAAAUUUCUUCUACAGAAAACAUUCCGGCUGAAAUUUUACCAAAAGAGGAAGAACACUCAUGGAACAGUGUCUUCAUCAAAUCUGAGCCACUCGAAUACGACUCAGAUGAAGAAAAAAGGGACUUGAACAGAGAAAAUAUACAGUUCGACAAUCUCUCUAACAAAAUCGACAAUGAUUCGAUCAAAACCCAAGCCCACACUUCUAAAUUACCUACAAAAAGUAUUCAAAAGUUCCACUAUUGUCAUCAGUGUCAACGAGAGUAUAAAACCGCACGAAGCCUGAAAAGGCACAUGAAUACUCACGCUCUCGUGAAAGGCCCUAAAGCUCAGCCAAAGAAGAAACAUGUAUGUGAAAUAUGCAACAAAGGUUGUGCGUCACCAAGCAAACUUCAGUCCCACUAUCACACGCACUUAGCAGUUAAGCCUUUUGAGUGUGACAUUUGUAAAAGCAGAUUCAGAAGCUACUAUACCAUGAAAUAUCACAUAAUGGCUCAUAUGCAAGUUGGCGGACGUCACAAGUGUCCAAUUUGUGCAAAAAGCUAUGUGAGAUCCAGCCGAUUAAGGGACCACAUGCAUUCCCACUCGAAAAUUAAACCCUUUGAAUGUGAAGUUUGCAAGAAAAGUUAUUCGAGAAAGAAUGAUCUGAAGGUUCACAUGAUUACCCACGAUGAGCGAAAAACUUUUCAUUGUGAAAUCUGCUCGAAAGGUUUUACAAGCUUGUCUUAUCUGAAGAUGCAUACAAAGCUUCACUCAGAUGAUUGCUCGCACGUAUGUAACGUUUGUGGAAAAAGAUUUCAUAAGAUAAGUUAUCUUAAAAUUCAUAUGAAUCGCCAUACGGGAGUAAAACCGUUCGAGUGCGAUAUUUGCAAGAAGAAGUUCCCGAGCCGUGCUUCAAUGAAAUGUCACGUCGUUGCUCAUAUGGAAGAAGGAAAAUCCCACAAGUGUCCUGUCUGUAAGAACUCUUAUCAAAAAGCAUCGAUGCUGAAAGAACAUUUACGACUCCACACGGGUGCUAAACCCUACGAAUGCAAAGUUUGCGAGAAGAGUUUUAUGAGAAAAGGUGGUUUAACACAACAUAUGCUGACUCAUGAUAAAAAAAGGCCGUUCCUUUGCGACAUUUGUCAUAAAAGUUUCAAGACGCAUGGCCAUCUCAAAAUUCAUCAAAAGAUACAUUUAAAUAUGGAUUCAUUUCUUUGUGAGAUUUGUCAUAAAAGUUUCAAGAGGUAUGGUCAUCUCACGCUUCAUAAAAAGAUGCAUUCAAGGGAUAAUGAUUCUCGGGGGGUAAAAGUAAUUGAAACAAGUUCAACAGAUGAAAAUUUUAUCAUUGUGAAAUCUGAAAUACAAGAAGAAGAAGAAGAUACAAAUUUUCAGGGCCGAGAUAUGAGUCCUGAAAAGAUGAUUGAAGAAGAAAAGAAUCCAAAGUACACAAAAAUAGGGAAAGAAAGAGAAGAAACCGACAGUAUUGUGAAGACUGAAGUUAAGAGGGAACUAUGUGAUGAAGAUACACGCCAAGAGGACAAGAAUUGGAUCAUAAGUGAAACUAAAAAUGCUACUUCAAUUUCUGUAAAAAAGGAACCUUGUGAUAUAUUUAAUUCAAAUACCGAAAUUGAAUUUCAAGAUAUAAAGAUAGAAUCUUAAGUAGAAGAAUGAGUGAAAUGUACUGCUAAAGUUAUUUAUUUUGCACACAAAAUUUUUGGAAUGGUCUGUUUGUGUGAAAAGUGAGAUUGCAAAAAUGUUGUUUGCUGCUGAUUUUUUUAAGGUUAAAAUUUGUAUUACAUUAGCAUUAGUUUGUAAUUUUUUCAUAGAAAUCAAUUUAUUAUGUAAGCAAAAACUGACUGAAUCUAAUGAAGUUGGGAACCUUCUUAUAAAAAAAAUAUAGGGCCUAAGCAAAUAUAAAAUAUUUGAACAAA
Molecule: messenger RNA, 2177 nt
Organism: Belonocnema kinseyi
Lineage: Eukaryota; Metazoa; Arthropoda; Insecta; Hymenoptera; Cynipidae
Product: zinc finger protein draculin-like
Exons: 2
Coding region: 1-1905 (634 amino acids)
Biological process (GO): regulation of transcription by RNA polymerase II
Cellular component (GO): nucleus
Molecular function (GO): RNA polymerase II transcription regulatory region sequence-specific DNA binding; DNA-binding transcription factor activity, RNA polymerase II-specific
Source: RefSeq, a predicted model, not a curated record